AGGAGCACUCGCGACCGCCGCACUCGCUCCACGAACCUUCUCCAGCUCCCGCCCCACUCACAGGGAGCAGCCUCGACUUUUUAAAAAAAUCUUCUCCUAGAAUCGAAACAGGUUUCCAUCGUGUCGUAGCCAGAAGAGUUUCUUUACGAAGAAGUCUUUUCAACUCGCGAGUGAUAUUUUACUAUUUUAAUCCAACAAUUCAAGAAUAACCGAAGAAGUUAUCAUUAAACAUGUUGAAGAAUAUCUUCUUGGUGAUUUACUUCGUGACGAUACUGAUUACCAAAGUUUACCUUCAACCACUUUCUGAAGAAACUGUAACAGAAAAUCAAACAAAAGCUCCAACAGAAAAUCAAGCAGAAAAUCAACAAGAAAUCAACUUGAUAACUCCAUUAAUUAAAACUCAAAAUGCAGAUGAAGAACUAAUAUGUAAGCGUUAUUAUGAAUUAUUUCUUCAAAAACUCAAAGAAAUUGAUAGAAAACCACCACAAGAAAUCGACCAAGAAAGUGCUCAAUCCAUAAAAUAUAACGUUAAAGUGAAUAAUGUGGGUGAACAAAAUUUACCUUACCCAGAAAGAACGUUUUUCAAUCCAAACCCAGAUAAAAACUUGCCAAAACAGAACUCAAAAGGACCAAUUACCCCACAAAUUUACGUCAAUAAUUACCAAUACGUUCCAUUUGAUCAACAAUUUAACUAUUUACAACCACCUUCAGAAGCAAAACCUGCUCAAUUUAAUCAACAAAAUCAAGAAUUUAUGAAUGCAUCACCUUUGAGUUUACAAAAUUCUUUAGUAAGUGACGGAAAAAUGAUUUAUUAUUGGUAUAAAACCCUACCAAAUUAUCAAAUAUACAUCCCAACUAAUAAUAAUAUCAAUUAUGAAAAGAUUGGGAUUAAUAAAAUCGAUGAAAAUGAAUUUUCUACUUCAAUAAGUGAAUCAAUUUCAACAACUGAGUCAACUUCAACAACUGAGUCAACCACAACAACCGAAUCAACAUUAUCAACAAUAACAAGUAUGGAUAAUUCAAAACAAAUCGAAUCGAAUAAAAUAGAAGGAAUCAGACCGAAUUUAUAUGAGCAUCAAUUAAAAUUUGUUUUUCCGGUUCAAUUUCCAAAAGCGGACGUAAUAAAUGUACCGUACGAUUUAGACCCGUACGUUUAUUAUCCGAGAGAAUUGCAACCUGAAUUUGUAAAUUUACAAAUGCCUUACGUUCCAACUUUUCACAUGAUUAAACGAUUAACUGUGCCUCAUCACCAUGAAAUCGAGACGAGCUUAGACGAUGUUGCAAGUUAAAAAAUUAUUUAGAUAAGAUUUUUUUUGUUGUACAUAAGACUGAUUAGAUUUAUGUUAAUAUUUUAAACGAUAAUUUAAUUUCGUAUUUUUGUUUUAAGAGUUAAAUGUUAAUGCCUGUGCGUAAAGUACAAUUUAUUAAUCAAAAAAAAUUCCAUAAAAAAGUUAUGGAACGAAUGUUCACCCGGAAAGUGUUCUUUAGUUAAUUGUAAAUUAAUAAUUAAUUAUGAUUAAUUGUAAUUAUAAGAUUAAGAAUUAAGGUUAGAAUUAUCCAUAAAAAUUAUCCAUAGAUUUUUUUGUUUAAUUUCAAUUUGUUUAUACGUUUUUUGAAGACGUUGGGUCGGUUUGGUGCAAUCAUCUUUGUAUAAAUCACAUUAAAUUCACUUUGUAUUGUAUAUUAUUUCUUUUAAUAAAAUAUUAAAAGACAAAA
This is a messenger RNA of Onthophagus taurus, 1716 nucleotides long. RefSeq lists its product as uncharacterized. The record is from RefSeq and is a predicted model, not a curated record. Lineage: Eukaryota; Metazoa; Arthropoda; Insecta; Coleoptera; Scarabaeidae.